AUGUCUCCACUGAUUUUCUCCAUGUUCGCAGGAUUGCAUCUGCUCAAAGCUAGAGUUUGCCUGGUUUCUGUUUUCUUGUAUUCAAUGAGUGAAAUCUUCAAUGCACACGUCGAGAUCAAGCCUUCAGCACUGGGUGGUCGGGGGCUCUUUGCAAAGAAGAAGUUCAGUUCGGGAGAUGUCAUCCUUGUAGAACAACCAUUCUUCACUGUGUCUUCGCUGCCGUGGGAGGGAAUCGAGCAAGCAAAUUCUGUUGACAGUGUUUCUUCGAAGAAGAUCUUCGAUGCGUUCCAGACUUUAGAUGAGAAUAGCAAGAGAUGCUUCCUUGAUUUCACUCAGGCUCCCAUCUAUGGAACAGAUCAGAACAUUGCAGGAAUCUUUUGGACCAACUGUAUAGAUAUGGAGCCGAACAAUGAUGAUAGCGACAUGUGCAUGUUCCCUCUUACUUGCCUGCUGAAUCAUUCUUGCAAGCCAACAGCUGUCUGGAAGUACAUGCGGACGUCGAAGCAGAUCAUGACAUGCGCAAAGUGUGACAUGAUUGCACUUUCUCGGAAGACAUCUCAUUUCUCCUUAGAGCCGGAUGCCUAUGAUGGGAAGACCUUUCAGGAGUAUCUGCAGCACUGGUAUGGUUUCAGGUGUAAUUGUGGCUUCUGUGAAGAUUAA
This is a messenger RNA of Guillardia theta CCMP2712, 660 nucleotides long. RefSeq lists its product as hypothetical. NCBI's taxonomy places the organism in Eukaryota, Cryptophyceae, Pyrenomonadales, Geminigeraceae. Gene Ontology annotation, molecular function: protein binding. The record is from RefSeq and is a predicted model, not a curated record. The transcript has 4 exons. Bases 1 to 660 code for a protein of 219 amino acids.